Molecule: messenger RNA, 6263 nt
Organism: Gongylonema pulchrum
Lineage: Eukaryota; Metazoa; Nematoda; Chromadorea; Rhabditida; Gongylonematidae
Source: the annotation of a GenBank genome assembly
UUGUCUAGUAUUAUUUCAAGCAUUUCAGAUAAGCCAGCUCCACCAGAAGGUCCUUUGAAUGUAACGGACGUCCAUGCAGAUCACGCUACUUUGGACUGGAAGCCACCGGUUGAUGAUGGCGGAUUACCAAUUGAUAAUUAUGUCAUCGAAAGAUUCGAUACAACUGCUGGACAUUGGGUGCCGUGUGCGAAGGUUGACGGCGGGCAAACUUCGGCUGUUGUUGACGGUCUGAUUGAAGGACACGAGUACAAAUUUCGUGUUUCUGCAGCUAAUGCCGAGGGUGAAUCUGAGCCACUGGAAACAUUUGGAGCAAUUGUUGCUAAGAACCCGUAUGAUACACCUGGAAAAGCCGGAAAGCCCGAAGUUACGGAUUGGGAUAAGGAUCACGUUGAUUUGAUAUGGGCGCCUCCUGCAAACGACGGUGGUGCUCCUAUUGAAGGAUAUGUUAUUGAAAUGAAAGAAAAGUUUGCUCCUUUCUGGAAAGAAGUGAAGGAAGUGCCGGCUGAACAACUUACAGCAACAAUUGGUAAUUUGAAGGAAGGAUCAGAAUACGAAUUCAGGGUACGGGCUAAGAAUAAAGCCGGUCCAGGAGAUCCUUCCGAUCCAAGCGAAUCCGUAAUUGCAAAGCCAAGACAUUUGGCACCGAAGAUUGACCGUAGUGCAAUCGAAGAGAUCAAAGUACGGGCAGGCACUGAUUUCCAGUUGAAUAUUCCCGUUUCCGGCGAACCACCGCCAACUGUGACUUGGUCGUUUCAGUCUGAGCCGCUCGAGUCAACUGACAGAAUUAAGAUUGAGAAUCCAGAUUACCGGACAAAAUUUGUCGUAAAACGAGCUCUUCGUUCCGAUACUGGUACAUAUGUAAUCAAAGCAGAAAAUGAAAGUGGUGUGGACAUGGCUGAAGUUAAAGUUCUUGUCUAUGAUCGUCCUGGAGAGCCGAAGGGUCCAUUGAAGGUGAAUGAUGUUCAUAAGAAUGGAUGCACACUAAACUGGGAAGAACCGGAAGAUGAUGGCGGUGCGGAGAUCAGUCAUUAUGCCGUCGAGAAACAAGAUGUAAAAACGGGACGUUGGACAUUUGCUGGUGAAACGGCUGGUACUUCCAUGCAAAUUGAUGACCUAAGUCCUGGACACGAGUACAAAUUCCGUGUUAAGGCCGUCAACAAAUAUGGAGAAUCGGAUCCUUUGGAAAACACUAAACCCAUUAUAGCUAAAGAUCCAUUCGAUACUGCUGACAAACCAGGUACUCCUGAAAUUUUGGACUGGGACAAGGAUCACGCCGAUUUAGAGUGGACUCCACCAUUGAACGAUGGUGGCGCACCAAUCGAGAAAUACAUUAUUGAAAAGAAAACUGCCAGCGGCGAUUGGGAAUAUGCAGAGGAAGUCCCGGCGGACCAAACGAAAGCUACGGUCGGGCACUUAAAAGAAGGCGCCACUUAUCAGUUCCGCGUAAAAGCAAUUAACAAAGCCGGUGCGUCUAUGCCAUCAGAUCCAAGCCGCAGCUUAGUGGCCAAAGCUCGGAAUCUACCCCCAAAAAUUGAUAGGUCGACGUUAAAUGAAGUUCGCGUGAAAGCUGGUGGCAGCAUUGAAUUUAACGUUAAAGUCGAAGGCGAGCCACCUCCGAAAUGUGCUUGGUUUAACGGAGAUACACCGCUCACAACGUUUGAGCGAACGAAGGUUGACAAUUCGAUAGAUUAUCGGACAAAACUGGUCACAUUGAGCGCAGUUCGUAGUGAUUCUGGCACUUACAAGAUUGUCGCGACGAACGAAAACGGCAGAGAUGAAGCAGAAGUGAAAGUUGUGGUGCUUGACGUUCCAGGCAGUCCGAAAGGUCCUUUGGAAGCUAAAGACGUCACGAAGGAUUCUUGUACAAUUGUCGCGACGAACGAAAACGGCAGAGAUGAAGCAGAAGUGAAAGUUGUGGUGCUUGACAUUCCAGGCAGUCCGAAAGGUCCUUUGGAAGCUAAAGACGUCACGAAGGAUUCUUGUACAGUACAGUGGAAUCCGCCGGAUGACGAUGGUGGAUCGCCCAUUUCACACUACGUCGUGGAAAAACAGGAAGCUAAUGGUCGUUGGGUACCAUGUGGAGAAACAUCAGAUACCGGUCUGCGCGUAAAUAAGCUUGUCGAAGGAAAAGAAUACAAAUUCCGGGUGAAAGCCGUGAACCGUCAAGGCGAGUCUCAACCUCUGACCUCGGAUUAUCCAAUUACAGCAAAGAAUCCAUUUGAUGAACCAGGGGCACCCACAGACGUCACCGCAGUAGAUUGGGAUAAAGACCACGUUGAUCUGGAAUGGAAACCACCACAAAACGAUGGUGGUGCACCAAUCGAAAGCUACAUAGUGGAAAAAAAGGAAAAAUUUGGUGACUGGGUACCAUGCGCAACUGUUCCAGGCAACAUGACUAAGGCUACUGCAGCUAAUUUGGUUUCUGGUGAAACAUACCAGUUCCGCGUUAGAGCUGUAAAUAAGGCUGGAAAAGGUGAACCGUCGGAUCCAACCGGUGAAAUUAUUGCAAAACCUAGAAAACUUGCACCAAAAAUCAAUUUGGCUGGGCUUUUGGAUAUUCGUGUCCGGGCUGGAUCACCAAUUCACCUGAACGUGGAUUACGAAGGGGAACCAACACCGAAAGCAUCCUGGAAAAUCAAUGACUCUGAAUUCACGGGUUCUGGUCGAGCUGAAGUUAUUACGAAAGAUAAAACAAGCGAAAUUCUGAUACCUUCGUCGGUCCGUGCUGAUACUGGUAUUUAUACAAUCCAUGUGGAAAACGAACAUGGCAGGGAUAAAGCGUCGUGUACUGUGACCGUGCUGGACGUACCGGGAACGCCGCAAGGACCAGCAAAAAUUAGCGAUAUAAGCAAAGAAGGCUGCACGUUGAAAUGGAAACCCCCAGAGGAUGACGGCGGGUCUGAUAUCAUGCAUUAUGUGGUUGAGAAAAUGGAUACCACUCGCGGUACUUGGCAAGAAGUGGGUCACUUCCCUGAUUGCACCGCUAAAGUAUCGAAAUUAAUCAAUGGUAAGGAAUAUAAGUUUCGCAUCAAAGCAGUUAACAUGCAGGGGGAGUCAAAACCGCUAGAAACCGAAGAAAUGAUUGCAAGGAAUCAGUUUGAUGUUCCACAACCAACAUCGAAGCCAGAAGUUACCGACUGGGAUAAAGACAGAAUCGACAUCGAAUGGAAGCCUCCAAGUGACACGGGUGGGCUACCCAUCAAGGAAUAUUUGAUUGAAAAAAAAGAGAAAGGGAGUUCGGUGUGGAUAGAAACUGGAAGGACCAACGGUGCAAAGACAUCAUUUUCUGCGAACAACCUCAAACCUGGAUCAGAAUAUGAAUUUCGGGUAAUUGCUGUGAACGAUGCUGGUCCGUCGGAUCCAUCAGAGCCUUCGGACGCUCAAAUGGCUCGUCCUCGAUAUGUUAAACCGGAAAUUAUAUCACAAACACGAAAAUUUAAGGUAAAGGCGGGUUUGUCUUUGACCGUCGAGGCGGAAUACAUUGGUUCUCCAGACCCAUCGGUAGCCUGGGAAUUCCGGGAAGGUCAACCUUUGGGCGAGAACCUUCUGGUAAGUACGAAGGCCGGAGUGCUGUCAAGCACAACAAGUUUCUUUAUUCCAUCUGCUAAACGGUCUGAAGGUGGUAGUUAUACACUAAAAUUAAAAAAUGAAGUUGGCGACACUUCAGGAAUUUUUGAGGUCAUUGUACAGGAUCGGCCUUCACCACCAAAAGGACCAAUUGAAGUUACUGAUGUGACCAAAGACGGGUGUGUCCUGAGCUGGCAACCGCCGGAAGAUGAUGGUGGAGCGGAAAUCAUGAAUUACGUUGUGGAGAAACGUGAUUUGCAGUCAAAUACUUGGGUACCAGUAUCAACAUUUGUUCCUGGAACCACAGCUACAGUUUCGAAAUUAUCUGAAGGGCAUCAGUACGAAUUUAGAGUCAUGGCUGAGAACGCAAAUGGCCGGUCCGAUCCACUAAACACCGAUUCGCCAAUAACUGCAAAAGAUCCAUUCGGCACUCCGGACAAACCAGGGCGACCAACUGUUACUGAUCAUGAUGUGGAUCAUAUUGACAUUGAAUGGGACCCGCCCAAAGAUGACGGUGGUAAUCCCAUAUCGCAUUAUGAUAUCGAGCGAAAAGAUCUGAAGACCGGACGCUGGAUCAAAGUGAAUACUGAACCUGUGAAAGGUACCAGCUUUACCGAUGAUCGUGUACAGGAAGGUCAUACUUAUGAGUAUCGGACCGGACGCUGGAUCAAAGUGAAUACUGAACCUGUGAAAGGUACCAACUUUACCGAUGAUCGUGUACAGGAAGGUCAUACUUAUGAGUAUCGGGUUCGGGCUGUCAAUAAGGCUGGUGCUGGUGCACCGUCGGAUCCAUCAGCUGCAGCUACUGCUAGACCAAUGUUCCAGCCUCCACAAUUUGACAUCGACAUCGACGGCAAGGAGUUUAGAGUGCGAGCUGGAGAGCCACUGGAUAUCAACAUUCCCUUUACUGCGUCACCGAAACCUGAGGUGAAAUGGGUGAAGGAUGGCCAGUCACUCAGCAAUGUAGAAACCGAUGACUCAAGGACGCGUUUAUUCAUCCCAGAAAGUAAACGCUCUGACUCUGGAAAAUGCACAAUAACUGCAUCAAAUCCAUACGGUGAUGCACAAGCAACGAUCAAAAUUUCUGUGCUGGAUAGGCCGGGACCACCGCAAGGUCCACUGUUGUAUCCAGAAACAUCGCGUCAUUCUGUGACGCUGAAAUGGAAUCCUCCAGAAGACGAUGGCGGCUCUGCAAUUACUGGAUAUCGUAUUGAAUACCAGGAGUUAGGUGCAUCAAGCUGGGAGCGUGUUAUUGAGGCAGUAGGUGGUACUACAUAUACUGUCCGUGCACUCGAUCACGGGAAAGAGUAUCGUUUUCGUGUUCGGGCUGAAAACAUGAUAGGAUUAAGUGAACCAUUAAUUGGUGCCCCAGUCAUUGCUAAAGAUCCAUUCGACCCACCAGGACCACCGUCAACUCCUGAAGUUACUGGAUAUGAUCGCAACCUGAUAAAUUUGUCUUGGAAUCCACCGCAUAACGACGUUACUGGAUACGAUCGCAACCUGAUAAAUUUGUCUUGGAAUCCACCGCAUAACGACGGUGGCUCACCUAUCCUCGGCUAUGUGAUAGAGAAAUUUGAAAAGAAAGGUGGUGGUGAUUGGUCACCGGUCAAGAUGCGUCUCAUUAAGGAAACUGAGGCUACUGUAACUGGCUUGAAAGAAGGUGAAACUUAUCAGUUCAGGAUUCGAGCCGUAAAUGCUGCCGGCGAAGGUGAACCGAGUGGCAGUUCGGAACCAACAAUGUGCCGCCCGUUCGUUACAGCACCUGGAGCUCCAGACCAGCCGAGGAUCGGUAAGGUUACGAAGAAUUCGGCAGAAUUAACCUGGGCCCGUCCGUUAAAAGAUGGCGGAGCACCGAUUGAAGGUUAUAUCAUCGAAAAAAGAAAAGCUGGUACUAGUGACUGGGAGCUCUGCAAUGAUAAACCUGUGAAAGAUACGAGAUUCGUAGUGGCACCGUUGGAAGAGAAUGAAGAAUACGAGUUCCGUGUGAAGGCUGUCAAUUCAGCUGGAGAAGGAGAACCAUCCAGGCCAACCGAGAUGGUACGCAUCGAGGAACAGCCAGGGCGGCCGUGCUUAGAUCUGUCCGGCGUGAAAGAUAUCACGGUCAAAGCUGGCGAAGACUUUGAAAUUAAGAUUCCAUUCACUGGCGGCAAUCCAAAACCAGUUGCAACUGUGUUCAAUGAUUUACACGAGAUAUAUGGGGACGACGACCGUGUCAAAAUUGAGGUAAAAUUUCUAUUUACAAAAAUGGAAUUAUUUAUAGUAAGCGAUGGUUUUGUAACAUUGACAACAAAGGAAGCGAAGCGAACAGAUGCGGGACCAUACCGUAUUACACUGAGUAAUCGGUUCGGAAAAGACACUGCUAAGUUGAAUGUUAAUGUCUUGUCACCGCCUGGAAAACCAGUUGGUCCAAUAACACCUAGCGAAAUAACUGGUGAAGCAGUGACGCUUCAUUGGAAUCCACCAGUGGAUGAUGGUGGUGCUGGAAUCACUAAUUACGUAGUCGAAAAGCGAGAACCUGAUGGCAGCUGGACUAAGGUUGGACAGCCAGCUGGGACCAGCUUUCGAGUUCGCAAUCUUGAAAAUGGUCAUCCUUACGAAUUCCGAAUUUCUGCUGAGAAUCAGUACGGUGUUGGUGAACCGCUAGAGACCAUCGAACCAAUCGUUGCAAAAGAUCCGUUUGGUGAGUGCUCAUAAAA